ACUACAGCAGGGCUUUAUAGGGCGAGGAACUGGGCUGGGGUGUGAGAACUGAGUCGGGGGUGCAGGUGUCCUGACCGCAUCCUGGAGAUGUUUUUGCCAGCUUUGUUAUGCAAGGUGGGCAGGUGUUCUGACCGCAUCCUGGAACUGUCUGCCGGUUCAGCUGAAGUCUUUUGAACAAACAGUUACUGGAAGGGUCAGUGGGGAGAAGGUCUACUUCUAGCCCGGGGGGAGUUGUGUGGCGGUCACAAAGGACUGUAUUGUAAGACUGAUGGGGGAAGGAGGGGAACAGUCUGGUUGGGUUGACCCUAACAGGAGCAAGUUCUGCUUCCGUGCAAGUCCAGGUCCAAGGUCCCAGAGAAAGUCCCGCCCUGCGAGGGGCUGUGGGUAGCACCUGUCAGUCACACCCCACACAGCGGGCGGAUUAUCUGAGGAUUCCGAUCACCUCUCCUGUCGCUCAAGCCCCAGGGGCGGGACCUGGGGCGCCAGCCAGUCAGAGGCGCUGUGCGGCAAACUGUCCAAUCAGGUGCGCCGGGAGGAGGGGCAACUUCCAAAGCCCGAAGCGGUCUCAUUUCCCGCCGGCUCCCAUUCGGGUCCGGGUUUUAGUUCCUCGGGGAGCCCCUGGUGCCCCGGAUACGGCAGAUUCUGUCGUGUGGGACCUGUUCUGGCUGCUCCAGCCCCAGGGAGGACCGAGGACACCCGGAAGCCGGAAAUGGCUGGAGUGUAAUGGCAUGAUCUCGGCUCACUGCAACCUCUGCCUCCCAGGUUCAUGCGAUUCUCCUGCCUCUGCCUCCCAAGUAGCUGGGAUUACCGGCAUCCACCACCACGCCCAGGACUCAGUGGCCUUUGAGGAUGUGGCUGUGAACUUCACCCAGGAGGAGUGGGCUUUGCUGAGUCCUUCCCAGAAGAAUCUCUACAGAGAUGUGACGCUGGAAACCUUCAGGAACCUGGCCUCUGUCGGAAUCCAAUGGAAAGACCAGGACAUUGAGAAUCUGUACCAAAAUCUGGGGAUUAAGCUAAGAAGUCUGGUGGAGAGACUCUGUGGACGUAAAGAAGGGAGUGAACACAGAGAAACUUUCAGCCAGAUUCCUGAUUGUCACCUGAACAAGAAAAGUCAUACUGGAGUGAAACCAUGCAAAUGCAGCGUGUGUGGGAAAGUCUUCCUCCGUCAUUCAUUCCUGGACAGGCACAUGAGAGCUCAUGCUGGACACAAACGAUCUGAGUGUGGUGGGGAAUGGAGAGAGAAGCCCCGUAAACAGAAACAGCAUGGGAAAACCUCCAUUUCCCCCAGUAGUGGUGCACGGCACACAGUAACACCAACUCGAAAGAGACCUUAUGAAUGCAAGGUGUGCGGGAAAGCCUUUAAUUCUCCCAAUUUAUUUCAAAUCCAUCAAAGAACUCACACUGGAAAGAGGUCCUAUAAAUGUAGGGAAAUAGUGAGAGCCUUCACGGUUUCCAGUUUCUUUCGAAAACAUGGAAAAAUGCAUACUGGAGAAAAACGCUAUGAAUGUAAAUACUGUGGAAAACCUAUCGAUUAUCCCAGUUUAUUUCAAAUUCAUGUUAGAACUCACACUGGAGAAAAACCUUACAAAUGUAAACAAUGUGGUAAAGCCUUCAUUUCCGCAGGUUACCUUCGGACACAUGAAAUCAGAUCUCACGCGCUGGAGAAAUCCCACCAAUGUCAGGAAUGUGGGAAAAAACUCAGUUGUUCCAGUUCCCUUCACAGACAUGAAAGAACUCAUAGUGGAGGAAAACUCUACGAAUGUCAAAAAUGUGCCAAAGUCUUUAGAUGUCCCACGUCCCUUCAAGCACAUGAAAGAGCUCACACUGGAGAAAGACCUUAUGAAUGUAAUAAAUGUGGUAAAACCUUCAAUUAUCCCAGUUGUUUUCGAAGACAUAAAAAAACUCAUAGUGGAGAAAAGCCAUAUGAAUGUACAAGGUGUGGUAAAGCCUUUGGGUUGUGCAGUUCCCUCCGAAGACAUGAAAUGACUCACACUGGAGAAAAACCCUUUGAUUGUAAACAGUGUGGUAAAGUCUUUACUUUUUCAAAUUACCUUAGACUUCAUGAAAGAACUCAUUUGGCCGGGCGUAGCCAGUGCUUUGGCAGGAGGCAUGGGGAUCACCUGAGCCCAGGAGUUUGAGACCAGCCUGGGCAACAUAAGAAGGCCCCAUAUCGGCUGGGUACGGUGGCUCACACUUGUAAUCCCAGCACUUUGGGAGGCUGAGGCGGGUGGAUCACCUGAGGUCAGGAGUUCAAGACCAGCCUGGCCAACAUGGUGAAACCCCGUCUCUACUAAAAAUACAAAAAAAUUAACUGGGCAUGGUGGUGGGCACCUGUAAUCCCAGCUACUCUGGAGGCCGAGGCAGGAGAAUCGCUUGAACCUGGGAGGUGGAGGUUGCAGUGAGCUGAGAUCACGCCAUUGCACUCCAGCCUGGGCGACAAAAGUGAGACUCCAUCAUAAAAAAAAAAAAAAAAAAGCCCCAUAUCGCGUGGUGGCUCAUGCCUAUAAAACCAGCACUUUGGGAAGCCGAGGUGGGUGGAUCACGAGGUCCAGAGAUGGAGACUAUCUUGGCCAACAUGGUGAAACCCCGUCUCUACUAAAAAUACAAAAAUUAGCCAGGGGUGGUGGCGUGUGCCUGUAGUCCCAGCUACUCGGGAGGCUGAGGCAGGAGAAUUGCUUGAACCAGGGACUUGGAGGUUGCAGUGAGCCGAGAUCGCGCCGCUGCACUCCAGCCUGGUGACAGCGGGACUUCGUCUCAAAACAAAAAAAAGAAGGCCCCAUAUCUCCAAAGAAAAAAAAAUUAACUGGGUGAGGUGGUGCAUCCCUGUAGUUCUAGCUGCUCAGAAAGCUGAGGCGGGAGGAACCCUUGAGCCUGGGAGGUUGAGGCUGCAGUGAGCUGAGAUCAUGCCACUACACUGCAGCCUGGAUGACGGUGACACUCUGUCUCAGAAAAAAAGGGAAAGAAAUAAUUCUCAUUUAUACAGGAGAGAAAUCCUAUGAAUGUAAGGAAUAUGGGAAUACAUUCAGUUUCCAAAGAUAUGAAAAGACUAACUGGAAAAAAAUCCAAAGACCUCAGAUAUUCCAGUUCUAUUCAGAGCCAUAAAAGGACUCAUACUGGAGAAAAAUUGUAGAAAUGUACAGAAUAUGGGGAAACUCUCAUUGCUCUCAUCUCCAUUCAAAGACGUGUCAGUGCACACUGGAGAUGGAUGGUAUGAAUCGAAGAAUACACACUGGAUGGAAACGUUAGUAGUUUGGAAAAUACAGGAAACUUCAAUUUUAACAAUAAUUAAAAUUCACAUGGGCUGUGCACAGUGGCUUUCGCCUGUAAUCCCAGGCUUUUGGGAGGCUGGGGUGGGUAGAUUGCUUGAGGCCAGGUAUUCAAGACCAGCCUGGCAACCUGGAGAAAUCCCAUGUAUACAAAAAAUACAAAAGUUAGCCAGGGAUGAUGGUGUUCGCCUGUAGUCCCAGCUACUCAGGAAGCUGAGGUGGGAGGAUUGCUUGAGUUUGGGAGGUCGAGGUUGCAGUGAGUGGAGAUUGCGCCACUGGACUCCAGCCUGGGCGACAGCGAGACCCUGUCUAAAAAAUUAAUCAUGUGAGAACAUCCACUCGAAAGAAAUCCUAUAAACGUAAGAAUUUUGAAAGCCUGAUGCAAAUUAAUUAUUAUAUAAUGCUCAAAAACUUAAUCAUGAAUGAGUUAUUACACAAAGUUAUAAAUAUAUAGCAUUUAUCAGUGGCUCAUUCUUUUUUCUUUCUUUUUUUUUUUUUUUUGAGAUGGAGUUUUGCUCUGUCGCCCAGGCUGGAGUGCAGUGGCACAAUCUCGGCUCACUGCAACCUCCGCCUCCUGGGUGCGAGCAAUUUUCCUGCCUCAGCCUCCUGAGUAACUGGGAUUAUAAGCACAUGCCACCACGCCUGGCUAAUUUUUUUGUAUUUUUAGUAGAGACGGGGCUUCACCAUGUUGUUCAGGCUGGUCUCAGACUCCUGACCUUGUGAUCCGCCCUCCUUGGCCUCCCAAAGUGCUGAGAUUACAGGUGUGAGCCACCGUGCCUGGCCUUUUUUUUUUUUUUUCCCGAGACACAGUCUCAUUCUGUUGCCCAGACUAGAGUGCAGUGGCGCGAUCUUGACUCACUGUAGCCUCUGACUUCUGGGUUCAAGCAAUUCUCCUGCUUCAGUCUCCGAAGCAUCUGGGAUUACAGGCGCACGCCACCAUGCCCGGCUAAAUUUUUGGUAUUUUUGUAGAAACAGGGUUUUCCCACAUUGGCCAGGCUGGUCUUGAACUCCUGACCUCAAGGAAUCCACCCUCUUCAGCCUCGCAAAGUGCUGAGAUUAUAGGCAUGAGACACCUUGCCCAGCCCCUGUGACUCAUUCUUAAAAAGGAUCUUUGGAUUAUGGGUUUCCACUUUCGCAAGGAAACAUGAGAAUUCCACAGAUACUCUUUAAGCAGUGGUACCUGAGGUUUAAUAGGAAGUGUUUUUAUCCUAAGUUAGUUAAUAAAAUUUUUUUCUAUCCAUUUUAGUUUUCAUUUUUUUUCUAUCCAUUUUAAAGUGUUGGAUCUGUGGGUGAAGUUAAAUUUAUUUCUAAUAUGUAAGCAGGUUUAAUUUUUAUGUAGUGUUUAAUUGUUCUGUGAUGAAUGGGCCAUUACAAAAUGAGUCUAUUUUUGUUUGCUUUCUUUUGUUUUUGAGACUGAGUCUUGCCCUGUCGCCAGGCUGAAGUGUAGUGGCGCGAUCUUGGCUCACUGCAACCUCCACCUCCCGGGUUCAAGUAAUCCCCCUGCCUCAGCCUCCUGAGUAGCUGGGACUACAGGCGCGUGCCGACAUGCCUGGCUAAUUUUUUGUAUUUUAGUAGAGACGGAGUUUCAUUGUACUGGCCAGGAUGGUCUUGAUUUCCUGACCUUGUGAUCCACCCCACCUUGGCCUCCCAAAGUGCUGAGAUUACAGGAGUGAGCCACUGCGCCCGGCCCAUGAGUCUUUAUUAAUAGAGAUUUGUUACUGGUAUUAUGUGGCAGAUUCUGCAUAUUCCUCACCCAUCAUAUGUAUUCCACUUUCCUUUAUUAUGGGGAAAACUACUCUUUUUGGCAUGAUACAAUGUUGACUCCAUUUUCUUUGCUAAUAAGGACUUGGUAUCAAUUUAUCAGUAUGUAAAGUUUACCAUAGAGUAUUGUCUCAUGUGAAUCAUUCCCAUUUUUUGCUCUUUACUCUUUGUCAUUAUUUCUUAGUAUUAUUUGGAUGGUUCAUUUUGACUUAAGGAUAGCCCUGUGAUAUGACAAUAUUUUUAUCUAAUCUGAUGGAGAAAGCAUUUAGUCUCCUGAUCAAGUAUGAUGUUAGCUGCAGGUUUUUAAUAAAUGCCUUAAUUCAGUUUGAAGAA
Molecule: messenger RNA, 5360 nt
Organism: Gorilla gorilla gorilla (western lowland gorilla)
Lineage: Eukaryota; Metazoa; Chordata; Mammalia; Primates; Hominidae
Gene: ZNF101
Product: zinc finger protein 101
Exons: 5
Coding region: 729-2138 (469 amino acids)
Biological process (GO): regulation of transcription by RNA polymerase II
Cellular component (GO): nucleus
Molecular function (GO): DNA-binding transcription factor activity, RNA polymerase II-specific; RNA polymerase II cis-regulatory region sequence-specific DNA binding
Source: RefSeq, a predicted model, not a curated record